Molecule: messenger RNA, 1480 nt
Organism: Effrenium voratum
Lineage: Eukaryota; Dinophyceae; Suessiales; Symbiodiniaceae
Source: the annotation of a GenBank genome assembly
AGUCGGCUCAAGUUCUCACUGUCCAUGCAAGCGUACUAACCUUAGAUCCAUAAAUUCCGCCAUGCGGGUUCUCGCUCUUUUCCUGCCACUCUGCUUGGCCGACACCGCAGUUCCCGUGGAGACCGCCAGCUUGCUUGAGCUGGACCAGCGCCGAAGUAAGCGGGCUGUGCGACGGGAAGGUGAUCCGGUAGAGGAGGUGAGAGGCUCGAACGCCAGCUGGUCCCUGCACGGGACUUUUCGUCAAAGUCUAGUUGGAGCCUACCUGCUGGCCGAGAGCCCUCAGCUUGAGCUGCUGCUUGAGGAAACGGAAACGAAGGCACCAGGCGAUGCUGUGAUGGAAGAAAAGAGCUGGAGAGCCGUGUACAUCCUUACUGUUCUCAUCUUCAUUGCCAUUAGUCCCAUUGGCUUCAACGAGGGCCUGAAGCCCUUUUGCACCGUGGUGGUGUACCUGGCGUGCCUGUCCCUCGUGAAAAUGUGGGUCAAGGAGACGAUGAACAAUGGCUUUCCGUACCCUGACACCAUUACAGCGGUCCACAUGCUCUGCACCUCUCUGGUGGCCGGCUUCUUCGAGCGGCCCAGGCUCAGCGAGGCGUGGGUGGUGUUGCCCAUCUCGGUCGUCAACGGGGCAUCUUUGCUGAGCAACAACACGGCCAUGCUUUAUGGAGGAGUAGCCUUCGUAUCCAUGGUGGCCUCCUGCACACCCAUGUUCACCUUCUCUCUGGAGCUGCUCAAGGGAAAGCGCACACUCGACCUCCUCACGGUGCUCUCCGUAAUUCUGGUUUGCUCUGGCAGCAUUUUCUGCGUUCGCGGGGAGAAGACCGCCUCCUUGCUCGCCCUCUGCUUUGCCGCGGGCGGCUCGCUGAUGCGUGCCAUGAAGGGAGUUUGGCAGCACGAUCUCCUCUCCAUCAGCGUGACUCCGAUGAGGCUGACAUUCUGGAGCGGCUUUUGGUCCUUCUGGAUCACCAGCACCAUGGUGAUGUUCAACGAAGGAACCGAGGCCUUCAAGCACUUUGGCAGCACCUCCCAGGAGGCCAAGACCUCCCUGGUGCUGUCCAUCUUCGCGGCAGUGGCCCUGAACGUGUCGCAGUGCUUUGCUGUGAAGCAGCUGGGUGCCCUUCUGCAGUCCAUCGUCGGCAAUUUGAACCUGAUCCUGGUGAUUGUGCUCUCCCAGGCAUGGCUGCAUGAGCAGGUCACGAUCUGGCAAUUCGUGGGGGUGUUCCUUCUGGCCAUGGGCACCUUCGCAAGCAAAGCCAAAGACCUGAAGAAGAAGACGAAGAAGGAGGAUGAAAAGGUGCCGGCGCCGGCGCAGGCGGAUGAGACGACCAAGUUGCCCGAGCCGAACGCCGGGUAUGGGGCCGUCAAGGAGACGGAGGCUGAAGCUACCAACGACACUGAGCAAGCACCGGAAACCAAUUCCAAAUAGAUGGUGCAAAGCGCCGACCAGUUGCCAGACCUUCCGCCUGUGACGUUUGCAUUGGUG